Molecule: messenger RNA, 3869 nt
Organism: Fusarium verticillioides 7600
Lineage: Eukaryota; Fungi; Ascomycota; Sordariomycetes; Hypocreales; Nectriaceae
Exons: 3
Coding region: 2910-3734 (274 amino acids)
Biological process (GO): fungal-type cell wall organization; carbohydrate metabolic process
Cellular component (GO): fungal-type cell wall
Molecular function (GO): hydrolase activity, hydrolyzing O-glycosyl compounds; glycosyltransferase activity
Source: RefSeq, a predicted model, not a curated record
CGCCCAGAUACAUUCAACACAAGUCAAAUAAGCUUCAAGAUGUCUCUCAAAGCUCUAACUCUGCCAAAGUCGCUGUCCGACCCAAGUCAAUGGGACAAACUCGUGGACCAGUCCAAAAAUUUCCGCCUGCUUUCUCUGCAACAAUCCCCCGAGUCUUUCAGCUCAAACUAUGCUCGCGAAGCGAAUUUCACGAAGGACACGUGGGAAGCCCGUCUAAGCAACCCACUUGCAUCGAGCAUCAUCAUCGUCUUCGACCCAAACCCAGGCACAGUUGACGACCUCUCACUGAUUCUGAACCAACCAUGGCUCGCAUCGCUUAUUCUCUACGGCCCACUCGAAGCCAAGACAGCAGCCAAAACAUGGGAAGAUCGGCAGAAAUUCGAAUCUGGAAGUCUUUACUUUGGUCCGAUUGCAGAUGAGAUCGAGUCGGCUUACGUCCUGAACGCGAUUUACGUUCCUCCGUCUCAGAGGCGCAAGGGCUUGGCGAACAAGCUGAUUGAAUAUGCCAAGGAACUCGCAGCAAGGCAAAAUGAGGGCAAAAAGGUUAUGCUGGUUCUUCUGGUCAAUUUCAACUCUGUCGCGGCUAUGAAAUGCUACGAGAAGUCGGGAUUUGAAGUCGUGCACGAUUACUGGUUCGAUGAUCCAAAUGCUUCUGGAACAACUCGAGGUCAUGCAGCUGUAAUGAGAUUGGAUGUCGGCGGGAAUGGUUCUUGAGGCUAGAAGAAUUCUUCCGUGGAGUAAAUCGUUCCAUUUCUUCAGUUCAGUCCCUGGAAUGCAGCUCCAUUUUGGCUAUACGAGGGGAGGAAUGCCGAGAUAAAUUGAAUGAACAAUCCGGCGCUAUUAAGAAUCGCCAAGUGACAGUCAAGUUUCUAGCCACAGUGGCUUAUUCAAAGAUUGAAUAUCCUCUCGUCUAGCGAUCAUAUUCAAAUAUGCCUCGUGUUGGAUUGUCACGCAAGCGGUCAGAUUUAACGUUCGGGACCUCCGGAUCCAGCCAAUUUUUGAGGUAACCAGCCACCGAUCGUGGCGCUCACCUUUUGCAACGUUGUACCGCAUUUGCCAAAGCGCGGUUUUGAUUGGUAUUUUUAGAUGUUAACUACUGCUAAAAUACGGCUGUGCCUUGCGUCAAAAUGCUUCCAUCUAGUGAUGUUGAGAAUAGCUUCACUUCUUUGACCUCACAAAAGAAUGCGGAAUUGGCCGUUGAGCUAAUGAUGGUGAUGCUCACGGUUAGGCGGGAACAAGCGGGGUUACAGACGGCAGCACGGGUACGCGGAUGCCAGGAUGGCCCCGAGCUAUUGAUCACUAGACCAUGAGGCUGAGAAUCACCUGAACCUCUUCCUCAACCAACGAAGUCAUCAUGCAUUUCCCCUCACUACAGCCUUGUCUCGGUGGAACUUGUGAAUAUCCAACGUCCCAUCGCAUCAACUCACGCUAUGAUUGACGCGCGAGUGAACAAUCGGGUUACAUGCAUAAACGUCGUGAUGUCUUCAUCAGGAAGGUCUAUGCUGAUUAAAGCACGAGAACUGCUUGAAUCAGCAUGUGGAAGCGGGGAAGUCGAUAUACGGUCAGACAUGCAUGUUCUGUCGAUGAUGCCGGGUCCGAGUGGUGAUGCAUGCAUCAAGGGCCCUGUUCUCCAUGGCGAUGCAUGGUUCAAGCGGGGUAUAGCACCUCAUGACGGAUCAGCUGAGCCCGCGAUGGAAGCUUACUUCUCUCUCUCUUGGCAGAAUCAUGAGCUUUAUUGAGUGAUAAAUCGAUGUAUGAAUUGCCAUCUCAAUGACAUCAAAUCAGUUGGUUAACUGCGUGCUCAAAUAAAGAUCCUCGAGAUCUUCAAGUCUCCGAAACAAUAGGCCUGCAGAUUGUCGUUCAUCUGUGGAGAGCUGAUAACGAUCAGCGGGGUAGAGCUUUGACAUGUUCUCGGUCUAGGGUCGACAUGCAGAGAAGAAUGGAGAAGUAAAAGUCGGUUAGAGCGGCGGUACAAGAAAAGAAGAACAGGCGGGUCAUAGUCAUCCCUAUCGUAACCUUCUUUUACGGAUACAGCUGUUUUGCAGCCUCCCAUUUUCUUAGCCGCCGUCUGUCUUGAUAGCGUCUCGUAUUUGGGGAGGUUGGCCGUUUAGCCUGGACAUUUACGGGAGUAGACUAGCCGACCUUACGACAGAGUAUCAUACGAAAAUACCACGAGCAGAGAAGAAAUGAUUAAAUUAUUGUUACAGUGAGUCAAUUGACUUCUGAUGAUUGACCUGACGUCAGCAACAGGGAAUUACCUCCUCUGCUGACAAUCCGCAUGCUUUAGUUCAAAGUCCCUGGACGCAUAUCGCACACAGCCCGCUCACCCACGAUGUCGAGCUAAGCAAGCAGCCCACCCACGAUCUAGACCCUUGCCCUCCCUAGCGCAAAAAAAAUGGCCGGUCGGGAGUUCGUAUCAGUGGUUGGUAAGGCCAAGACCUCAGCAAGCCACGCCAACUACUGCACUACCCAACGGAUCUGGAAAAGCCUUUGUCUCAUAGCAGUUCCCUCUCGCCGUUUAUUCCACUGCAGCAACUCAACUCAUGCAGGGUUCUGUCCGUGCUAUUGGUGAUCUGACGCAAGGGGUGUGGAGAUCCCUGCCGUUGGUGGCCUAUCCCUGGUUGCUUAGUCGACGCUAGCACCGCGAUACGAGCCAUCGUCUGAUCGAUAUAGACCGAGGCUUUUUUGACAGGGGAGGUUGGGAGGACUCUUGGCUGUAGAGAAGCAGACUAUUAAACCAGCCUUCACCAAUUGACAAUCGAACUCGAAAAUCUAACUACUAUAUUAACGUGCGUGAGAACAUUAAAAACAUCUCAUCUCAUCCUCACUCAUCAAUUCUUUUUUGGAUAAUUGUGCAUUACUGACAAGCCAUCUUUCUGUUGUACCUCGUCACACGGACACUAGCAAGUAUGUUCGCCAAAGCCAUCGCAGCCCUCGCCCUCGCGGCACCUCUUGUCUCAGCCCAGACUUUCACAAAGUGUAACCCCCUGACAGCCACAUGUCCUGCCGACCCUGCUUUUGGAAGGGACACUGUCCACUGUGACUUUACAAAGGGUGCAUGUGAAGCUUUCGCAGAGGAUGCCGGUACUACCCUGGAACACAACGAGAAUGGUGCUGUCUUUACAAUUUCGGGACCUAACCAGGCUCCUACAAUUGCGACGGGCAAGUACAUCUUUUUCGGCCGCGUGGAUGUCGAGGUGCAAGCCUCAACUGGUGUAGGCAUCUGCACUAGUGCUGUUCUUCAAUCUGAUGACCUUGAUGAGAUUGAUUGGGAGUGGCUUGGAGGCGAUAACGCUCAAGUUCAGUCAAAUUAUUUCAGCAAGGGAGAUGUUUCAACAUACGACCGCGGUGAAUUCCAUCCCGUCGCCAACCCUACAGGCCAAUUCCAUCUCUACUCCAUCGAGUGGACUCCCUCCGCCAUCAACUGGAUGAUCGACGACCAAGUCGUCCGAACCCUUCCCUAUACCGACGCUACUGGUCCCAAUGGCUAUCCCCAGUCCCCCAUGCAGAUCAAGCUCGGAACAUGGACUGCUGGUUCUCCCGAUGCUGCCCCUGGUACCAUUACCUGGGCUGGUGGUCUUGCCGACUACUCUCAGGGUCCCUUCAACGCUUACUACAAGAGCAUUUCCAUUGUUGACUAUGCUGGUGGUGAUGCUCCUACAACAGCGAGUGUGCGCGAGUAUAUUUACGGUGACCAGAGUGGAAGCUGGAAGAGCAUUCAGCAGAUCAAGUAAAAUGUGUUGGUGAUUUAAAAUGAAUAAAGAGAUGGGGCUUUAAUGAGGGUUUAAUGAAAGAGGGGGGAAUACCAUGGUUUAUGAGCAUUUCAGCAUUUUAUAGACGAUAAAUAUAAUUAUGAUCAUUUCAACGAA